Symbiodinium sp. CCMP2456 is the source of this 1185-nucleotide messenger RNA. NCBI's taxonomy places the organism in Eukaryota, Dinophyceae, Suessiales, Symbiodiniaceae. The record is from the annotation of a GenBank genome assembly.
AUGGUCAGCGUCUUCGUUCCUGAGGGAUUGCAGAAGGCCGCUGAGGAAUCCAAGAGUCUCAGCCUGCAGGACUUCUGCAGCAAGCUCAGUGACCUCCGAGCCGAGGAGGGCGAUGGCAAAACUCAUUUGCAUCCCGUGCUGGAUCUGCUGGUGUCCGCAGAGAUGACGGACAUGGAAUGGGCUUCUUACGCAAGUCCCAUGCACUUCAGCGAGUUUCAACCUGUCCAGCACAUCAUCCACUGUGACGAUGAGUUCUCCGUUGUCAUUUCCUGCUGGAGCCCCGGUCAGAAGAUCCCUCCGCACACUGUGGGGCGAGGUCGUGUGAUGUGGCUGAAGGUCCUUCAUGGGAAUCUCCUCUUUCAGGAGUACUCCCCUGGCCUCUUCCCGUGGGAAAGUGAUGUCGAGCGACAAACGGAGCUCGGCGAGGGCUCCGCCAGCUUUCUGGAGGAGUGUGGCGUGCGCAUGCACGAUGUCAAGAAUCUCAGUGAAACUGAGCCAGCAGUUUCGAUUCAAGUUUUCUCUCCUCCUCUCACGUCGUUUACUUUUCAUUCGGAGAAGGGCACAGAGAGACGCGACCUUCCCUGGCUCGUUGGGCAGGCAGAUGCCACAAAAGGAUCUGAAGCAUUCUCCAGCUCGCGAGCCGUUCGCACCGCGGGACGAUGGUUCUUAUCCUUCCGGGGGCUGCAGAGCCUUCUGAACGAAGAGUUCUCUCGCCCGGAAGUCACGCCAACCGUCAUCUCGACUCUGCUCUCCAAGGCGGUGUUCAACCCGCAAGAGUGGCGAGAUCGGCUGUCCCUCACUGCUACGCCAGGCGGAUCAUCCCAAGCAGGCAGCGCAUGGCCAAAGCACAUCCUAGUUGCGCAGGAGAAGAAGUACAGCAUCAUCCUCUCAUUUUGGGGGAACAGCCCAGAGCGCUCCGUUGCCAUUGAGGGUGGCACCGGCAUGAGCUGGACGCUCGUUCUCGAAGGCGAGCUGGAGGAGCGAGCAGUGAACAUAGGUGCGGAAGGGCCGCAAGUCGUUCGAUCCAGUGUACUCAAGGAGGAAAGUUGCUCAUUUCUGAGCCGGGAAGAGACUUCCGGUGCUGCCGGUGCUGACAUCAUUGAGCACAGCCACUCCUCCGAGACGCCUUGCGUCUCGUUGCACGUCUACCAUCCGCCGCUGCCGGAGGCAUGGAUGACGGGAUGA